GGUGGUACAUUCUAGAAAUACGUACUGAGGUUAACUAAGAUCUCAACGACACCAGGACGACGCUGCAGAUUCAACCUUUUGGAUCGCGUAAUUGCUUCUUCGCAAACCCAACCUUUCCCACCCCUUUGCCAGUGACGGUCAGUUCAAGAUGGCGCAAAAAUGUGUUCACCAGUCUUGUGGGAAGAUGUACACAGACCCCGAGGAGGAAUGUCACUAUCACCCCGGCCCCCCAAUCUUUCACGAAGGACAAAAAGGCUGGAAGUGCUGCAAGCCACGAGUCCUGACGUUUGAUGAAUUCCUCUCCAUCCCUCCAUGCACAACUGGCAAGCACUCGACGACCGACCUCCCGCCGACUAUCGAGAAGAAGGAGGUUGACCCCUCAGACGCUGCCGUCCCCUCCAAGCCUGCUACUCCCGCUCCUGAGCCUUCACGGGCUCCCGUCUCAGCAGCGCAACCGACCGCCACACCCCCACCUCCCCCACCAGAGUCAGAGUCCGAUGACCCAAGCUUAGAGAUCCCUAAGGGGAAGGUAUGUAGACGGAGAGCAUGUGGACAUCAAUACGAUGGCGGCAGCAGAGAGAAUGAGAAAUGUGUUUUCCAUCCUGGGGUUCCUAUUUUUCAUGAAGGUAGCAAGGGCUAUACCUGCUGCAAGCGGAAGGUUUUGGAAUUCGAUGAGUUCAUGAAGAUAGAGGGAUGCCAGACUAAAGACCGGCAUCUGUUUAUUGGGAGUGGGAAGAAAAAGGGGGGAAAUGUGGGGGGUGAAGAAGUAUUGGAGACGGUUCGGCACGACUUCUACCAGACGCCUACCACCUCCAUCGCGUCCUUCUUCCUCAAGAAAAUUAACAAAGAUACAGCAAAAGUAGAAUUUGCCCCCAACCAACUCUCCCUAGACCUCACUACAACCGAUACCCCACCGAAGCGGUACAAGGCUGUAGUUCCCCUGUUUGGCCCAAUCGAUCCGGCAGCGUCGUCAUUCAAGAUCAUGGGCACGAAGUUGGAGGUUACCUUUGUGAAGGCUGAUGGUACCUCGUGGCCGGUCCUGAGAAGUGACGAGCAGCGGACUGGCGAGAUUAUCCAAGUGGGUAGAGCCGGAAGAGUCUAG
Molecule: messenger RNA, 1102 nt
Organism: Amorphotheca resinae ATCC 22711
Lineage: Eukaryota; Fungi; Ascomycota; Leotiomycetes; Helotiales; Amorphothecaceae
Exons: 3
Coding region: 149-1102 (317 amino acids)
Source: RefSeq, a predicted model, not a curated record